Messenger RNA from Mesoplodon densirostris (Blainville's beaked whale), 3243 nucleotides. It is a transcript of the gene IKBKE, whose product is annotated as inhibitor of nuclear factor kappa B kinase subunit epsilon. The coding region runs from base 331 to 2487 and encodes 718 amino acids. Gene Ontology annotation, cellular component: cytoplasm. Lineage: Eukaryota; Metazoa; Chordata; Mammalia; Artiodactyla; Ziphiidae. Gene Ontology annotation, biological process: peptidyl-serine phosphorylation. Gene Ontology annotation, molecular function: ATP binding; protein serine/threonine kinase activity. The transcript is spliced from 22 exons. The record is from RefSeq and is a predicted model, not a curated record.
CCGGCAGGGAGCUGAGCGAGUGUUGGCCUCUGCUCCCAGUUCUCCCAGCUCCCAGGGUGGCACGAGGCCACUUCAACUGGCCCGUCUUCAGGUUCCCAGGGCCCGUGGCCACCAGGAUGCUAUGGGUGCUGCCCAUGAAUGACAACAAGCCCUGAAAGCUCUGGGGGCGUCACGCAGUCCCACAAACCUGCAUGCCCCACAGCCAAGAUGGGCUCAGCUCCUGGACUUGCCACAGACAGAGAGCAUAACACACACUUGCUGGGGAGAGUCUUUGCCUGAUCCGGGACUGCUCAGAGCACAGGAAGGUGGCCGGCCAGCUGGGAGCAGGAGAUGCAGAGUACCGUCAAUUACCUGUGGCACACGGAUGACCUGCUGGGUCAGGGGGCCACUGCCAGUGUGUACAAGGCCCGCAACAAGAAAUCCGGGGAGCUGGUUGCUGUGAAGGUCUUCAACACGGCCAGCUACCUGCGACCCCGCGAGGUGCAGGUGAGGGAGUUUGAGGUCCUGCGGAAGCUGAACCAUCAAAACAUCAUCAAGCUCUUUGCGGUGGAGGAGAUGGGGGGCAGCCGGCAGAAGGUGCUGGUGAUGGAGUACUGUUCCAGCGGGAGCCUGCUAAGCGUGCUGGAGAGCCCUGAGAACGCCUUUGGGCUGCCCGAGGACGAGUUCCUGGUGGUGCUGCGCUGUGUGGUGGCCGGCAUGAACCACCUGCGGGAGAACGGCAUCGUCCACCGAGACAUCAAGCCGGGGAACAUCAUGCGCCUGGUCGGGGAGGAGGGGCAGAGCAUCUACAAGCUGACGGACUUCGGGGCAGCCCGGGAGCUGGAUGACGACGAGAAGUUCGUCUCGGUCUACGGCACCGAGGAGUACCUGCACCCUGACAUGUAUGAGCGGGCGGUGCUUCGCAAGCCCCAACAGAAAGCUUUUGGGGUGGCCGUGGAUCUCUGGAGCAUUGGGGUGACCCUGUACCACGCGGCCACUGGCAGCCUUCCCUUCGUCCCCUUUGGAGGGCCCCGGCGCAACAAGGAGAUCAUGUACCGGAUCACCACGGAGAAGCCAGCCGGGGCCAUUGCAGGCACUCAGAGGCUGGAGAACGGGCCCCUGGAGUGGAGCUACACCCUCCCCAUCACCUGCCAGCUGUCCCUGGGGCUGCAGAGCCAGCUGGUGCCCAUCCUGGCCAACAUCUUGGAGGUGGAGCAGGCCAAGUGCUGGGGCUUCGACCAGUUCUUUGCAGAGACCAGUGACAUCCUGCAGCGAGUCGUCGUCCACGUCUUCUCCUUGCCGCAGGCCGUCAUGCACCACGUCUACAUCCACGCGCACAACACGAUAGCCAUCUUUCUGGAGGCCGUGUACAAGCAGACCAACGUGGCCCCCCAGCACCAGGAGUACCUCUUUGAGGGUCACCUGUGUGUCCUCGAGCCCAGCCUCUCAGCACAGCACAUCGCCCACACGACAGCAAGCAGCCCCCUGACCCUCUUCAGCAUGGUCAGCGAGACCCCCAAGGGGCUGGCCUUCAGGGACCCUGCUCUGGACAUCCCCAAGUUUGUCCCCAAAGUGGACCUGCAGGCAGAUUACAACACAGCCAAGGGUGUGUUGGGUGCCGGCUACCAGGCCCUGCGGCUGGCACAGGCCUUGCUGGCAGGACAGGAGCUGAUGCUUCGGGGGCUGCACUGGUUCGUGGAGAUACUCCAGGCCACGUGCAGGCGGACGCUGGAGGUCACGAGGAUGGCCCUCCUCUUCCUCAGCAGCAGCCUCGGCACUGAGAGGUUCAGCACCGUGGCCGGGGUGCCUGAGAUCCAGGAACUGAAGAGGGCCGCGGAGCUGAGGUCCAAGCUGCGGACCUUGGCUGAGGUCCUCUCCAGAUGUUCCCAUAAUAUCACAGAGACCAAGAUGACCCUGAGCAACCUGAGCUCUGAGCUGAUGAAGAACCGGGAUCAGGUACAUGCGGACAGAAGCAUCCAGCAGAUUCAGUGUUGUUUGGACAAGAUGUAUCUCAUUUACAAACAGUUCAAGAAAUCCAGGAUGAGGCCAGGGCUUGGCUACAACGAGGAGCAGAUUCACAAGCUGGAUAAGGUGAAUUUUAGUCAUUUAGCCAAAAGGCUCCUGCAGGUGUUCCAGGAGGAGCGUGUGCAGAAGUACCAGGCAUCCCUGGUCACGCAUGGCAAGAGAAUGAGGGUGGUGCAUGAGACCAGGAACCACCUGCGCCUGGUGGGCUGCUCCGUGGCCGCCUGUAACACAGAAGCCCAGGGAGCCCAGGAGAGCCUCAGCAAGAUCCUUGACUGGCUAUCUCACCAGCUCCUGCAGGACAGAACAAAGGGGGCUCAGGCCUCACCACCCCCUACAGCUCCUUAUCCUAGCCCUGCACUAAAGGACCUGGUCCUCCACAUGCAAGAGCUCUGCAAGGAGAUGAAGGUGCUGGCGUCUGACCUCCAGGACAACAACCGCGUCAUCGAAGGGUUAAGUAGGGUCCCGUCGGCUCCUGACAUCUGAACUCUGGGGGGUGCAUGAGGAAUCCUGAAGCAUUAGAAUCGUUCAGACACUGCUCUCCUGCCUGCACUGGGGGACCCAACACAGGACGACACCUGGUCACAACUCAUCAGCCUACCUCUCUCCUGCCUGACGGCCAGGAGAUGUUGCCAGCAUUACUUUCCACUGCCUUUCCUCGGGAAGCAGCACAGCAGGACCUGGGGCACCAGGCCAUCUCUGGAUCCUGGCCCCACUGCCCAGGCUGACCUUUGAAUCUUACGUAGGCUCAGGUGCAGCUCCUCUGUUGCCCUGGCCUGUGUAGCUGAACCUGGCCGGGCUGUGGGGAGAAGAGGCUUCGAAAACCCCUCCCUCCCACCCGCUCUGGUUUACAGGGCUUUGCUCCUCAGGAAACAGAAGAGGAGGCCUCCUGGGGUCAAACGACCUCAUCUCAGCCUUCCUUCCUCUACACUGAACACACAGCCCUCUCCCUGCUCCCGCGAUGUCUGAGGACCACCACACGUGGCCCCAGGCAUGAGAGCCCAAGUUCCCUUCUCCUCUGGCCUGGCUGAGCCUAAGGCUGAGAAAGCAGGUGGUCAAGGCCGGAUGCCAGUGUCUCAGGGACCCCUUCCCCUGUCCCUCUGAGGCACCACUAGGUUCUGGGGUUUAUAGCGGUGUCAACAGUAGCCGUGCCAAUUAGCACAGGCCCGUAAGUCCAGAGCCCUGAGGAGAUCAAGGCCUGCACCUUCAAGAAGUGAAAUAAACUUGACGUUCUUUUCUGUU